Molecule: messenger RNA, 2296 nt
Organism: Colius striatus (speckled mousebird)
Lineage: Eukaryota; Metazoa; Chordata; Aves; Coliiformes; Coliidae
Gene: SUMO1
Product: small ubiquitin like modifier 1
Exons: 6
Coding region: 421-951 (176 amino acids)
Biological process (GO): protein sumoylation
Cellular component (GO): PML body; nucleus
Molecular function (GO): ubiquitin-like protein ligase binding; protein tag activity
Source: RefSeq, a predicted model, not a curated record
GGGCAACAGCAGUUUCGAACUGACGGCGGGUAGCGCCGGGCGCCGGAGGCGGUGCCUCCCGCGGGCUUCCGGGACUGGCUGGGAGGAGCCGGCGGGCCGCGCCGGGCGGGAAGUGAGAUCAGGCGCACAGGAAAUCCCGCCAGCGCCGAGGCCUGUGUUUGCGCUGGGCAGAGAAAGGAUCGGAGCGCCUGCAGCGGCCCAGCCGAGCCUGCCGCACGCUACGGGGCUGAGCCAUGUCUGACCAGACUGACACUGGUACAGAUAGGGAAGGUGUUUGCAGACUUUUCCCCCUUCCCUGAACUGCUAACAUUCAAAGAAGUUGUACAUGUUUAACCUCUUUAAGUAAAAAAACCAAACCAAAACAAAAAAACUUGAAAAGGCUUAUCCACCAUUUUAAUCUGGAGAUAGAGACUGAUCUGGAUGGACUUAAUGCGGAAGGAAGCAAAACCUUCAGCUGAGGACUUGGGAGAUAAGAAAGAAGGAGAAUAUAUUAAACUCAAAGUCAUUGGGCAGGACAGCAGUGAAAUUCACUUCAAGGUGAAAAUGACAACACACCUCAAGAAACUCAAGGAAUCAUACUGUCAAAGACAGGGUGUUCCAAUGAAUUCACUCAGGUUCCUCUUCGAGGGUCAGAGAAUUACUGAUAAUCAUACCCCCAAGGAGAACAUCCUUAUCAGAAAGCUCAGACAGUGUGGCUUGGAUGAGUGGACAGUGAGGUGGAUCAAGAACUGUCUGAUUCACAGAGCCCAGAGGAUGGUGAUCAAUGGCACAGAAUGGAGUUGGAUGCCUGUGGCCAGUGGGGUUCCACAGGGAUCAGUUCUGGGGCCAGUCUUGUUCAACAUCUUCAUCAAUGACCUUGAUGGAGGUACAGGGUGUACCCUCAGCAAGUUCCCUGAUGGCACCAAACUGGGAGGACUGGCUGAUUCCCCAGAAGGCUGUGCUGCCAUUUAGCGGGAUCUCAACUGACUUGAGAUUUGGGCAGAGAGGAACCUCAUGAGGUUCAACAAGGACAAGUGCAGAGUCCUGCCUCUGGGGAGGAACAACCCUAUGCACCAGGACAGGUUGGAGAUUGAUCUACUGAAGAGCAGCUCUGCAGAGAGAGACCUGAGCCAGCAAUGUGCCCUUAUGGCCACUAAGGCCAAUGACAUCCUGGGAUGCAUCAAGAGGAGUGUGACCAGCAGGUCGAGAGAGGUUCUGCUCCCCCUCUGCUCUGCCCUGGUGAGGCCUCAUCUGGAGUCCUGUGUCCAGUCCUGGGCUCCCCAGCUCAAGACGGACAGGGAACUUCUAAGGAGAGUCCAGAGCAAGGCCAUCAAGGUGGUGGGGGGACUGGAGCAUUUUUCUUGUGAGGAAAGGCUGUGGUAUCUGGGGCUGUUCAGCCUGGAGGAGACUGAGAGGAGACCUCAUUAAUACUUACAAGUAUUUGGAAGGUGCAAUGUCAAGAGGAUGGGGCAACACUUUUUCUGUAGUGUCCAGUGUUAGGACAAGGCUUAAUAAAUAAAAGCUGGAACAAAGUUCUGCUAAAACAUAAGGAAAAAUGUUUUACUGUGAGGAUGAGGAAGCCCUGGCACAGGCUGCCCAGGAAGUUUGUGGAGUUUCUCUCUGGAGAUUUUGAAGAGCCUUCUGGAUGUGUUCCUGUGUGACCUGAUCUAGGUGAACCUACUGUAGCAGGGGGAUUGGACUAGAUGAUCUCUAAAGGUCCCUUCCAACUCCUACCUUUCUGUGAUUUUAAGUUACUUCUGCUGUCCAGUGAUUUCCUCAAAUUGUUACAUCUAAGCAGGGGGAAAUGCUGUUAUUAAAAGACCUGAUAAGUGAGAAAAAGUUAUCUACUGUGAAUUUGAGCCAGCUGUCCUCUUCAAGAGAACAGUUGUAAACAGGCUUUGAGUUGCAAGCUGUAAGUCUCUGCUAUAUUGUGAGCUAGUAGUGUGCCAUAUGUAAUUCAUGUGGCUGUACAGCUGGUUCAUUUCACUAUGUGGUUGGUUAUAUCCUGCUCAUCUGUUACCCAGGAAUGUACAUAGAGAGAGAUAAAGCUAGCAGCUUCCAGGCUGACAUGUACUGGUUCAAGCAAAUUGAGACUUAUAAGACUUUUCUUUGGCUGGGAUGUGUUGAGGUAUAGGAGACUGAAGGAAACGGACUAAAAAUUAUGAAUGUUGGUUAGUGAGCUAGUGACUGAAACUUUUUUUUCACCCCUUUGAUGAAUUAUGAUGUGGCAGAGGAACAAACCACUGUAUAACUUGUCUAGGAUCUGCUCUGAAUUCAGUACAUGCGAUUUAUAACCUUUAUAUGCUAUUUUUCUCUG